This is a messenger RNA of Ceutorhynchus assimilis (cabbage seed weevil), 738 nucleotides long. The record is from the annotation of a GenBank genome assembly. Lineage: Eukaryota; Metazoa; Arthropoda; Insecta; Coleoptera; Curculionidae.
AUGGACGAGAGGAUAAAAAGUUUAAAUUUUGUCGCUCUCGUGAAAACCCACUCGUGUUUAUAUAACGUUAAACACGAAUCUUACAACCGUCCGGACAUCAGGGAAGAGGCCUGGCUAGAAAUUUCUAAAAUCAUGUGCGAAUCUGUACAAACCUGUAAAGAACGCUGGAAAAAUAUACGGACUGUGUUCUUACGACAUCUUAGAAAAACAGCAGCAUAUGGACUAGUUGGACGCAACAAGAAAAAAUACUAUUUGGAAAAUGCUCUUCAGUUUCUCCUUCCCUUUCUUAAAAAUAGUCAAAUACAAACAGAAAAGUUAGGUGUAGAAUUUGAUCCUGAACACAACGAAAGCAAUGAUGCAGCAGAAGACAGCAUGACACCAACUGGAGAAGGAAUUGAGCCAGAAUUUGAAACUGAAUCUCAAUUGAAUGAAACUGAAACUGACCCACUCUUAAAUGAGACAUUAACAGAUUUUAGAGUAAAACGAGAAAUAGCUACUCGUACAACUUUACCUAAAAGGAAAAAUAGUUCAGAUGCAGAAAAAUCAAUUGCAGAAUACUUUGAUGCAAAACGAGCAAAAUUAUGCAAUCCGAAUGAAAGUGCAGAUCAAAAAUUCUUACUUAGUCUUCUUCCUGAUAUGGAAUUAAUGAAUGCUUCUCAAAAGAGGAGAUGUAAACGUGAAUUUUUAGAAGUUAUUGACAAAAUAUUACAGGAUAAUCAAGAACAGUCUUAUCCAUAG